AUGGCGUACGUUGGAAAAACCUACAUUGUGGAUAGAACCGAAAAUUUUGAAGAAUUUGUCAAAAGUCUAAAAAUUCCAGAUGAUUUAGCCAAUAUGAUUCUUAAAAGCAAAACGAAACAAACAUUACAAAAAAAUGGAGACGAUUACAUUCUCACAACCAUUUUUAAUGAUCAAAGGACUGUAAUUGCGAAUUUUAAAAACGGCAUCGAGUUCGAAGAUACUGGUGGCCCCAAGGGUGCUACUAAGACGAUUUUUACCGUAGAAGGUAAUAAGGUUACACAAGUGCAGAAGUUCGAAGAUGGUGAUAUCAUUACAUUUGUAAGAGAAUAUUAUCCUGAUAAACUCGAAGUGACGAUCACUGGCACCUGCUGGCCCGGCACCGCGAAGAGAUAUUAUGUCGCCAAAUAA
Zerene cesonia (dogface butterfly) is the source of this 408-nucleotide messenger RNA. RefSeq names its product fatty acid-binding protein 2-like. The record is from RefSeq and is a predicted model, not a curated record. NCBI's taxonomy places the organism in Eukaryota, Metazoa, Arthropoda, Insecta, Lepidoptera, Pieridae. Gene Ontology annotation, molecular function: fatty acid binding. The transcript is spliced from 4 exons. Gene Ontology annotation, biological process: fatty acid transport. Gene Ontology annotation, cellular component: cytosol; nucleus. Bases 1 to 408 code for a protein of 135 amino acids.